UGUCCAGUGAGCCAUUCACAAUGUUAUAUAAGCCGUUCCAUAACCAUUAGAGGGAAAGUCUUCCCCUCCCCGUUGCACUGUGGCCACUCUCUCUUGUUCCGAUCCAUUGCUGUUCCAGGCAUGGCCACACAAGUGACACUAGUGGCAUCAGCAUUUCUUUUGCUUCUUUCUCUCCCUUUCUCCACUUCCAUCUCUCACUCUCACCGAUCCGCUGCCAUCAAUCUCUUCGCUACCUCUCCCGCCAGCUUAGAAGACGCGUACGAGGCGCUUAGAGUGUUUGAGAUUCUUGGAUUAGAAGAGAAGAAGACUCACUUGAGCGGGGACGCGUGUCAGAAAGUGUUGGAAAAUCUAGACUCGGCUUCCUCUCUCAAGGAUUUGUUCUAUGCCUUGAAAGUUAACAACAUUUUAAAAUGCGAUGUUAAUAGCAACGCUUUAAAGGAUAUUGCUUCAAGACUUAAAGCUACUGUUCAUGACCCGAGUACUUUGCUUGACAUAUACUACUCAAUUGGAGGCUUGGUUCUUAUAAAGGAUCAGGACUCUAAUGUUGAUGCGUAUCUUGCCGAUGUUGACAGGGUUUUUCAAUCAAUCAAGGCUCUAAGUCAAAGUGAUGGAAGAUGGCGCUAUAGUUCUGAUAAUCCAGAGUCUAGUACCUAUACUGCUGGAUUGGCAAUUGAAGCUCUUGCCGGAGUGAUCUCACUAGCAUCUUCUGAAAUUGAUCAAUCUAAGGUCAAUAUAGUGAAAAAUGACAUAAUAAAGCUUUUUGAUGUCAUUGAGAAAUAUGAUGAUGGAACCUUUUAUUUUGAUGAUAAAUUUGUUGGUGGAGAAGAGCAACGGGGUUCUCUUUCUGCAACUUCUUCAGUUGUUAGAGGGUUUACUUCAUUUGCUGCUGUAACUUCUGGAGAAAUAAAUCUUCCAGGGGAUAUAAUAUUGGGUCUGGCAAAAUUUUUCUUGGGCAUUGGAAUCCCAGGAAAUGCCAAGGACUUCUUCAAUCAAGUUGAGUCGUUAGCUGUUCUAGAGAAUAACAGGAUUUCCAUUCCAUUGAUAUUGUCACUCCCUGAAACAGUUUAUGCAUUGACCAAGGAAGGCCAGCUUAAGGUUAAGGUGAAUACAGUGCUUGGUUCAGCUGCACCACCUUUAACAGUUAAGCUUGCCCAUGCUUUUAGCACUGGUGCAAAAGAUUCAGCUAUUAUUGACAGCAAGGAGCUCCAGUAUGACCAAGAAAGUGGAUUUCAUGUCUUAGAUGCUUUCCCUAAGAACGUGGACGUGGGAACAUAUAUGUUUGUUUUUGAGAUUGUGCUUCAUGAUUCUGGCAGUGAAAAAGUUUUUGCAACUGGAGGACAAAUUCAUGUACCGAUAUAUGUCACUGGGUUCAUUAAAAUCAACAAUGCAGAAAUCACUGUUGCGGAUAGUGAUCCUGGGCGUGCCCAAACUCAGAAAAAGCUAGAUUUGGCUGGAAAUGAUGUAGUUUCACUCUCAGCUAACCACUUGCAGAAGUUGAAGUUUUCUUUCCAAUUGACAACACCUCAUGGUCAUGUUUUUAAGCCUCAACAGGCAUUUUUCAAGAUGAGACACGAGACAAAGGUUGAGCACAUCUUCAUGGUUGGAAACAUUGGCAAGAAGUUUGAGAUAAUUCUUGAUUUUCUUGGCUUGGUGGAGAAACUUUUUUAUCUCUCAGGCAGAUAUGACAUUGAGUUGACUGUUGGUGAUGCCGUCAUGGAGAAUUCUUUCUUACGGCUACUGGGCCAUCUCGAUUUAGAUCUUCCAAAAGCACCUGAGAAAGCAGCCCGUCCUCCACCCCCACCUGUUGACCCUUACUCAAGAUAUGGGCCGAAAGAAGAGAUUACACAUAUAUUUAGGGCUCCUGAAAAGAAACCACCCCUGAAUCUCUCUCUUAUAUUCUUGGGUUUAAUCCUUUUGCCAUCCAUUGGCUUUUUGGUUGGGUUAUUGCGAUUGGGAGCGAACCUAAAGAAUUUCCCUAGUUCAACAGUGCCUGCUACAUUUGGGAUCCUUUUCCAUGUUGGCAUUGCUGGGGUUUUGUUACUUUAUGUAUUUUUCUGGUUGAAGCUGGACCUGUUCACUACACUCAAGGCAUUUGGUCUUUUGGGAGCUUUCCUGAUGUUUGUGGGACACAGAAUUCUUUCUCAUGUCGCUUUGACAUCAGCCAAGUUGAAAUCAGCAUGAAUUAAACCACAAAUAAUUUCUAUUUAUAAAGAGACGACGAGAAUGAGUUUUUUCCUUUAAAGGAAUGGCACUAAUCCAAUUUUGUAGGACCAUUGCUGAAUUAUCUAAUGACAAAAUUCAGAGAGCUGAAUUGUAUCUUUAAGAGAAAAGAACAAAAUUAUAUCACAAGAAAAAAUUGACUUGA
Messenger RNA from Vigna angularis (adzuki bean), 2365 nucleotides. RefSeq names its product dolichyl-diphosphooligosaccharide--protein glycosyltransferase subunit 2. Gene Ontology annotation, cellular component: membrane; oligosaccharyltransferase complex. Lineage: Eukaryota; Viridiplantae; Streptophyta; Magnoliopsida; Fabales; Fabaceae. Gene Ontology annotation, biological process: protein N-linked glycosylation. The coding region runs from base 121 to 2181 and encodes 686 amino acids. The record is from RefSeq and is a predicted model, not a curated record. The transcript has 19 exons.